Molecule: messenger RNA, 4253 nt
Organism: Momordica charantia (bitter melon)
Lineage: Eukaryota; Viridiplantae; Streptophyta; Magnoliopsida; Cucurbitales; Cucurbitaceae
Gene: RDR6
Product: RNA-dependent RNA polymerase 6
Biological process (GO): siRNA processing
Cellular component (GO): nuclear RNA-directed RNA polymerase complex
Molecular function (GO): RNA-directed RNA polymerase activity
Source: RefSeq, a predicted model, not a curated record
AUUCCAAAAAUCUUUUAUAACUAUUUUCUAAAGUUCCCAAAAGGCGUAUUUUACCUGAUUUUUAAUUUUCCCAAAAGUCAUUAUUGCUCUCUUCUCAGAGCGGUGGUGGGGUUCAUCAAUCUCGAUCACAACCAUCCAUUUUUACGCCCUUUUCCCAGUCAGAUCCUGACGGUUCAUUGCGGAAUUUCGGAACUGUACAGGAGGAGAAACGAGAAAGCAGAAAGAAGUCAAGUCAAGAAUCACGACCAAAACCAGAAGUAAACAACACCCGAUAAGUAGUUCACUCCUAAACCUUACUUGAGAAGCUACCCGACUGUACCCAUCAGCUUAUAUAAUCUCCCAUCGCAUCCGACAUUCGCAAUCUCAAUGCUUUCAUUCUCCUGGAAUCUGCAAGGAUUCUUGAUUAUUGCGAGCACCUGUUAGAGAACCCCAGUCCGCAAGUUCUUGUUUUUGGAGAGAAAUAAAUGGGAUCGGAAGAAAGUGAAAAGAUAGUGGUAACUCAAGUAAGCAUUGGCGGAUUUGAUGGUGAUGUCAAAGCGAGAGAUCUUAUGAGUUAUCUUGAAUCUGAAGUUGGGCUUGUGGACAAAUGUAGAUUGAAAACUUCUUGGACUCCUCUCGAUUCCUACCCAGAUUUUGACAUCAUUAAUGUUGCUGAUGUCAUUAAAUCUGAUGAUUACAAGAAGGUGGUACCCCAUGCAUUUGUGCAUUUUGCCACACCUGACUCUACUGCUUUGGCUUUACAUGCUGCUCGUCGUUGUGAGCUAUUAUUGAAUGAUAACUUAUUGAAAGUGAGUUUGGGGCCUGAGAGUCCUUUCCAUGUUAAUCAGAGGCGGAGGACUAAGGUUCCCUUUAAGUUAUCUGAUGUGCUUGUUGAGAUAGGGAACUUAACUUGUCAAGAUGGAUUCUCUGUUGCUUGGAGAGGGCCUUCCAGUGGAAUGGAUUUUCUAGUGGAUCCCUUUGAUAGAACUUGUAAAUUUUGUUUCACGAGGGAUACUGUGUUCACGUUUAAAGGCAACAACAAGCAUACAGUUUUGAAGUGUGACUAUAAAGUGGAGUUCCUGGUGAGGGACAUUAAUCAGAUAAAAAGAUAUACAGAUAUAUCAUGUUAUGUUAUUCUCUUGCAACUUACUUCGGCACCCUGCAUUUGGUAUAGAACUGCAGACGAUGAUAUUUGUAAAGCAGUUUCAUAUGAUUUGUUGGAUGAUGAUGAUCCAUGGAUCCGGACAACAGAUUUCACGUCUAGUGGGACUAUGGGUCGUUGUGAUACUUACAGAGUUUCAGUCCCACCCCGCUAUGGUGCCAAGCUGAAUAACGCCAUGAAUUAUCUCAAAGAACAAAGGGUCCACCAGGUCUCCCUCAACCGGCCUCCCAAGGUCAUGCAUGAACCAGAUUAUGGGGUGCGCAUGACAGAUCACUUUUUUUGCAUCCAUUACAAAGAAGGCAUACCCUUUGAGACAUUAUUUCUAGUAAAUGCCGUAAUGCACAAAGGGAUAAUCAACCAGCAUCAAAUGUCCGAUAGAUUUUUUGAUUUGCUAAGAAACCAGCCAAAUGAAGUCAAUUUGGCUGCUCUAAGUCAUAUUCAUGCUGAUAGAUGUCCUGUACCUGAUGCCUGUAAGAGGAUAAAACUUGUACAAGAAUGGUUGUUGAAGAACCCUAAGCUUUGGAAAAGAUCUAAAGAGCUGGUUGAUAUCAUUGAAAUUAGGAGAUUAGUAAUAACACCAUCAAAAGCAUAUUGCUUUCCACCUGAGGUUGAACUCUCCAAUAGGGUUUUGAGAAGGUACAAGGAUGUUGCUGAUAGGUUCCUCAGGGUUACCUUCAUGGAUGAGGGCAUGAGGAAGAUCAAUUCACAUGUUUAUACUUAUUAUGUUGCACCUAUAGUAAAGGACAUUACUUCCAAAUCCCUUUCCCAGAAGACUAAAAUAUUCGGAAGGAUGAAAAAUAUUCUGCAAAAUGGAUUUUACUUGUGUGGACGGAAAUAUUCCUUUUUAGCAUACUCAUCCAACCAACUAAGGGAUCAAUCUGCUUGGUUUUUUGCUGAAUGCAAAAAUGUAACAGUUGAUAGUAUUUUAAGUUGGAUGGGUAGGUUCACCAAUAGAAAUGUUGCGAAGUGUGCUGCUAGAAUGGGUCAAUGUUUUUCAUCUACUUAUGCAACAAUUGAAGUUCCAAGUAAUAUAGUCAAUGAUGAUCUUCCAGAUGUCGAGAGGAAUGGAUAUGUAUUCUCUGAUGGGAUCGGCACCAUUACUCCUGAUCUUGCACGGGAAGUUGCCAACAAAUUGAAGUUGGAUGGCAAUCCGCCAUGUGCCUAUCAAAUUAGAUAUGCAGGUUGCAAAGGUGUGGUUGCUUCUUGGCCAUCCAAGGGUGACGGGAUCCAACUUGCUUUAAGGCCUAGCAUGAACAAGUUCCAAUCAGAUCAUAGAAUCUUGGAGAUCUGUUCAUGGACUAGAUUUCAGCCAGGUUUUCUUAACAGGCAGAUUAUAACCCUACUUUCUACACUAAGUGUUCCUGAUGAAAUUUUUUGGAGUAUGCAGGAGACUAUGGUUUCAAAACUAGAUCGAAUGAUCACUGAUACAGAAGUGGCAUUUGAUGUUCUCACUGCAUCCUGUGCUGAGCAAGGAACUGCUGCAGCAAUUAUGUUGAGUGCUGGCUUUGAACCUCGAACCGAACCUCAUCUAAGGGGCAUGCUAAUGUGUAUAAGAGCUGCUCAGCUCUGGGGCCUUCGCGAAAAAUCCAGGAUUUUUGUUACUGAGGGGAGGUGGUGUAUGGGGUGCUUAGACGAGAGCGGAGUGUUGGAAGAAGGCCAAUGCUUCAUCCAAGUAUCCACUCCAUUGCUUGAGAAGUGUUUCUCCAAGCAUGGGUCUCUCUUUGUUGAGACAAAGAACAAUCUUAGUGUGGUAAGAGGGACUGUGGUUAUAGCCAAGAAUCCGUGCCUUCAUCCGGGAGACGUGAGAAUUCUUGAAGCAGUUGAUGCUCCUGAGUUGCAUCAUUUAUAUGAUUGCUUAGUUUUUCCCCAAAAUGGUGAACGGCCCCACUCAAAUGAAGCUUCUGGAAGUGAUUUGGAUGGGGAUCUCUACUUUGUCACAUGGGACGAAAAUCUUAUUCCACCAAGCAAGAGAAGUUGGCCACCUAUGGAGUAUGCUCCAGCGGAAGUAAAGACUCUUUCGCGAAUGGUUAAUCGCUGGGACAUAAUUGAAUUUUUCGCAAAAAAUAUGAUCAAUGAGAGUUUGGGGACAAUAUGUAAUGCACAUGUUGUUCGUGCUGACCGUAGUGAUUAUGGAGCUUUGGAUGAGAACUGCAUUAAACUAGCUGAAUUAGCUGCCACAGCAGUUGAUUUCCCAAAGACAGGGAUGAUUGUGACCAUGCCUCCUCAAUUAAAACCGAAACUAUAUCCAGAUUUUAUGGGAAAAGAAGCUAAUCAAUCAUACAAGUCUACCAAAAUUCUAGGAAGACUGUACCGCCGAAUUAGAGAUGCGUAUGAUGAAGACAUAACCACAUCGUGUGAGCUGAAUUUUACUCCUGGCGAAGUCCAUUACGAUGUAGAUCUCGAAGUUCCAGGAGCAGCGGAUUUCAUUUCAGAAGCAUGGAAUCAGAAGUGCUUGUAUGACGGUUCGCUGAGCGGUUUACUUGGACAGUAUAAAGUUAAUAGGGAAGAAGAGAUUGUUACUGGGCAUAUUUGGUCCAUGCCAAAGUACAGUAGCAGGAAGCAAGGAGAUCUGAAGGAGAAGCUUAAGCAUUCUUAUACCACCCUUAAGAAAGAGUUCAGGCAAGUUUUUGAGAAUAUCGGCCCAGAGUUUGAGCAACUCACUGAUGAUGAAAGGAAUACAUUGUAUGAAAGGAAGGCCUCUGCCUGGUAUCAGGUGGCAUACCAUCCAACUUGGUUGAAGAAAUCAAUGGAGUUGCGAGAGCCCGAUGCUCCCGAGGCCACCCCGAUGUUGAGCUUUCCCUGGAUUGCUGCUGAUUAUCUUGCACGGAUCAAGAUCAAAUGCAGGCGAAUGAAAGGUAUCGACCCAACGAAGCCGAUUAACUCUUUGGCGAGUUAUCUUUCCGAUCGAAUGUGACGAUGGUUAGGGCUCUCUCCACUCUCCUUUUGCAGCUGUUUCAGAAAAUUAGGCUGCAAGACCACUCUGCCAAUAUAGAAUUAUAGUCGUGUCAUGUAGUAUUGUUGUAGUGUAUAAUGCAACACCAUUGAGUGAAACGAAUGUUGUAGAUUUUUAUCCCCUCGUGUAUCUAUGAAGUUUAUGGCGUUCUAUUGGAUA